AUGGUUGAUACUUUUACUAUUCUAGGUUGGAAGACCGCCAUAGAUUUAAAGCAAGUAACCCGCGGUAAUUGGAAACGGGCUUCAAACAUUUUGUCCAUUAGUGAAAUUUUUUGGUGCAGAAAAGUUGCGCCGGCCACCGGCGGCGUCAAGAAGCCGCACCGCUACCGGCCCGGCACGGUGGCCCUGCGCGAGAUCCGGCGCUACCAGAAGUCCACGGAGCUGCUGAUCCGCAAGCUGCCGUUCCAGCGCCUGGUGCGCGAGAUCGCGCAGGACUUCAAGACCGACCUGCGCUUCCAGAGCUCGGCCGUCAUGGCGCUGCAGGAGGCGUGCGAGGCCUACCUGGUGGGGCUCUUCGAGGACACCAACCUCUGCGCCAUCCACGCCAAGCGCGUCACCAUCAUGCCCAAGGACAUCCAGGUCCCCUACAGGUCACUGGAGAGCUUCCUUACAGGAUUGUCUUCCCCCUCCCGAAGGCUGUCAAGAGUCACACCCAUUUUUCCCAACAGUACCGAUGCUUGGAGGCCCUGCCCUCACAUUUAGGAUGAGCCUAAAAACGUCAGGGUUGUGGCCUCAAUGUAAUUUCUAUCCCUCCUUAAGGAAGUCAAAACACUUAAGGAAUGUUUACCAUAACUAUUGCCAUUGAAAUGUAAGGUGUUGCUAGUCACACAGGGUGGUCUGCCUGACAGAUUUAAAGGUAUGUGCGUGCGGAGUAAAGAAAAUACUAAAAAAUGGAGGAUUCUCGUAUGGUUUGACCAAGGACUGCUUAAGAAUGAAGGGUAGUGUGCUGUGGGCUCCUGACAAACCUUGGGCCCUGGGCCAAGGUGGCAGGAUUAGCUAAUGGAGGAAGGUCAGUUGAUGUGCAUUACAUCUUUUGUCGUUGUUGUAAUUAAACAAGGAAAAACCCUGCUAAAGGUUUUUGUUGCCCAGAGCACAGACUCUUGCCUCUGACUAUUCAAUGAACUCCUUUAACUGUCAUCUCAAAAAGAAAAAAAAAGUGAUCUUAGUUUUUUCUUGAAUGUCAUGGACAUCUUUGCCUUACUGUUGACGUUUAUGGAAACCCGCAGAAUAAUAUUUGAAGUGUAUAAAAUGCAAAAAUUGCAAAAAAAAAUGUAUCCCAUUACUCAUCUGUGUUUUUAAAAAUAAAUUUGAUAGGAGUGACAUAUGUGCUUAAUUAUUAACACAUGCAAUCUUGAUGAGCCUAAUAAUUGCCAUCAAUUAUUAGAUGAAUAAAUAAUGGUUCAAGAUAAUUUGGCAGUUAUGAGAAAUGAGAUAUCUGUGAAUUCCAUUGGGUGACAAAGUCACAGGUACUGAGGUUUGUGGCUUAAAUUCAUUGCAAAGGGAAAUACUGAAAUUCAGUCAGAGAUAAAUUAUAUUUUUCCCUAUCUCAGCUCAUGGUGUUCCUCCUCCUCCUCACCCCCCCCCCCAACCAUGCAUUGCCGAUUUUCAUCCUCAGAGGUAUUGUGUAUAUGAGCUCCAGGUUAAAAACCCUUGCUCUAUAGUUUGUGCCCAUUGAUUUGCAACCUAAUUAUAAUUUUUUCCCUGAAAGUGUCUCUUUCUACCUGGGAUUUCUUUAACACUUAAAGUCUAGUAAUAAGUCGUAUUAAUAUUCAUAUUCUUGUACUUAAAAUAUAACUUUUUUAAGGUAAAAUAUAACGUCUAAUCCUAGUAUAACUAUGACUUCUUGGAAUAAAAUAAAUGGUGACAACAAUAUCUAACAAUGAUAGGCACUCAAACGCACCCUCAUAGUAAAAUAUUUGACUUUUUGAUGGGCUUUUUAGAAGCUGUGUAACCCAAAUAAUUUUACUCAUUAUUCAAUUGUUCUGUCUUUAAAUAUGU
Messenger RNA from Nyctereutes procyonoides (raccoon dog), 1836 nucleotides. RefSeq names its product histone H3-4-like. Gene Ontology annotation, cellular component: nucleosome. NCBI's taxonomy places the organism in Eukaryota, Metazoa, Chordata, Mammalia, Carnivora, Canidae. The record is from RefSeq and is a predicted model, not a curated record. The transcript has 2 exons. Gene Ontology annotation, molecular function: protein heterodimerization activity; structural constituent of chromatin; DNA binding. Bases 1 to 540 code for a protein of 179 amino acids.